Penicillium hordei is the source of this 417-nucleotide messenger RNA. RefSeq names its product GFA family protein. Bases 1 to 417 code for a protein of 138 amino acids. Gene Ontology annotation, molecular function: carbon-sulfur lyase activity. The record is from RefSeq and is a predicted model, not a curated record. The transcript has 2 exons. Lineage: Eukaryota; Fungi; Ascomycota; Eurotiomycetes; Eurotiales; Aspergillaceae.
AUGGCUGUAACUACUGGAGGCUGUCUAUGUGGCGCAUGCGCCUACUCAUAUGAAGGCAAUCCCGCUGUUAGAGCUCUCUGUUACUGCGGCCCUUGUCGUAAAAUAUCCGGAGGAACGAACACUGUCAAUGUUGGGGUCCCCGAGGCCAAUUUUUCUGUCACUAAAGGGCACCCUAAAUCAUACGCAAUGCAGCAUCAGUGGGGAUUUACACUGUCGAUAUUCUUUUGCCCUGAGUGCGCAACUGUGAUGUGGAAAACAGCAACAGACGCAGGAUUGCAAGGAAUGAAGAUCGUUCAGGCGGGGACGGUGUCGGAUGUGUCUCAGCUAAAUGAGAAAAUCGAUGCGGAGUUUUAUUCGCCAGAGAGGCCGUCAUGGUUAGCUCCUGUCGAAAAUGCAGACCAGAGGGAGCAGUUCUGA